UUCAGUUCCGCCGAGGAGAUUCUCAGUAACGUGGGCGCAGGGGAUGGAGACGAAUACUCGUAGCAGGAUCAUCGUCUUCGUCCCUUUGUUGCUGUGUGUGUUGCUCCUGGAGACCUUUCAGCCUCCUACCGCAACUGCUGUGUCCACCCAGCAGCGUCGAAACAAUGCAACCGACUGGUCCUCGCUCCUCGCCUUCAGAUCCCUGAUAUCUGAUGAUCCACUAGGGUCUCUGGCCUCAUGGAAUGACUCUCUCCAUUUUUGCCGGUGGGGAGGUGUUACGUGCGGUCGUCGUCACCCGGAAAGGGUCACGGCCAUCGAACUCGAGUCUCUCGGCCUGGUUGGUCUCCUAUCACCUUUCCUUGCCAACCUCACCUUCCUCCGGAGAAUCAGCCUUUCAAACAACCGGUUCAAGGGACACAUCCCGGAAGAUUUUGGUCGCUUGCGCCGGCUCCGAUAUCUCAACCUGACCCUCAACUCCCUCGGAGGAGUGAUUCCAUCCGCUCUGGGCCGGUGCUCCCAUCUCAGAGUCAUCAGUUUGAGAGGCAAUGCACUGCAAGGUGACAUUCCAUCCGCUCUGGGCCGGUGCUCCCAUCUCAGAGUCAUCGGUUUGAGGGACAAUGCACUGCAAGGUGGAAUCCCUGCGGAGCUCGGCAAUCUUCCGAGGCUUACUGUGCUGCAAUUGGGCUUCAACAAUCUCACAGGGGACAUCCCGCCUUCUUUUGGAAACCUUCCCCUCCUGGCCAUUCUAGAUCUCUCUCAAAACAGCCUUACUGGAGUCAUCCCACCUUCACUCGGCAACCUAUCCAACCUGGUCUAUCUUGCUAUGUAUAAUAACAAUCUAUCCGGAGUCAUCCCACCUUCACUCGGCAACCUAUCCAACCUGGUCUAUCUUGCUAUGUAUAAUAACAAUCUAUCCGGAGUCAUCCCACCUUCUUUGGGGAGCCUCCCCUUGCUGAAUAGCCUUGAUCUCUCGUAUAACAGACUCACGGGAGCCAUCCCACCUUCUCUUGGGAACCUAUCCUUUCUGGAUUAUCUUGCUCUUGAUAGUAAUGUUCUUUAUGGAGUCAUCCCACCUUCACUCAGCAACCUCUCCAAUCUGGUCCAUCUUCUUGUGUAUAAUAACAGUCUAUCUGGAGUCAUACCAACUUCUUUUGGGAGCCUCCCCUUCCUGAUUAGCCUUGAUCUCUCGUACAAUAGCUUCACGGGUGCCAUCCCACCUUCUCUUGGGAACCUCUCCUAUCUGCAGGUCCUGGAAAUAUCCAGUAAUAAUCUCCAUGGAGGCAUCCCAUCUUCGUUGGGGAAACUGUCCUCUCUCGCUCUAUUUCACUGCGUCGAGAACCAUCUUUCGGGCGAGAUUCCAGCUUCAUUGGGACAACUCUCUUCUCUUAUACAUCUUGAUGUUGGGCUCAACGAGUUGUCUGGUUCCAUACCUUCCUCCCUCUACAAUCUCUCGGCCCUCGUCGACUUGGGCAUCGAAUUUAAUCAGCUCACGGGCACUCUUCCAUCAGACAUUGGCAAUGCUCUUCCCAACCUUCAAAAAUUUUUGGUGUCCCAAAAUCAACUCACUGGACCGAUACCUGCGUCGCUGGCCAAUGCUUCUGCACUCCAAGACAUCGAAUUUGAUUUUAAUAGCUUCACCGGCACGAUUCCUUCGAGCCUAGGAAAACUGCAGAGCCUUUAUUGGCUUGAUGUCGCCGCCAAUCAACUAGAAGCGAAGGAUAUCACUGGCUGGAGUUUCAUGAUGGCUUUAACCAACUGCACGAAUUUGCAAUUACUACAUGUACGACUCAAUAUGCUUGGAGGCAGGAUGCCCACUUCAAUCGCCAAUCUUUCCACGAGGCUCGAAUCUUUGGCGCUCGAUAAUAACCAGAUAUCCGGAGUAAUACCUGACGGGAUCGGGAAGUUGAUCAACCUAAAUUACCUUGAUAUGGGUACCAACCUUCUCCAAGGCAGUCUUCUUCCAGAAAUUGGGAAGCUCUGGAGAUUGCAAUACUUGAAUUUGGGAGAAAACAUGAUUUCCGGAGAAAUUCCGUGCACAUUUGGUAACCUCACCAAAAUAGACAGACUGUAUCUCCAACAAAAUGACUUGGAAGGGAACAUUCCAUCGGUCUUUGGCAACUUCCAAAAUCUAGAGUUGUGGAACCUCUCAUCCAACAAGCUCACUGGUGCCAUACCAAAAGAAGUUAUGGGCCUUUCUUCACUCUCCAUCUUCCUAGACUUGUCCCAUAAUCUGUUGAACGGGUCCAUACACUCAGAAGUUGGUAAUCUGAAAAAUAUCGGAAAGCUCGAUCUCUCUCACAACAAAUUAUCUGGCCAGCUACCUGGCGCCAUUGGUGAAUGCCAGAUCUUGACAAGCCUCCAUAUGGAAUUCAACUUGCUUGAAGGAGAAAUUCCUUCCUCUUUUAGCAACUUAAAAGGGCUUCAGGAGCUAGAUCUUUCACACAACUUAUUAUCUGGUCAGUAUGGCAUCGGCAACCAAGCAUCUACAGCUGGGGACGUGUACAGCUAUGGAAUUCUUCUGCUCGAAAUAUUUAUAGGAAAGAGGCCUACCGAUGACAAAUUUAAAGAUGGCCUAAACCUUCAUAAAUAUGUUCAAAUGGCCUUUCCAGAACAAGUUAUGGACAUCAUAGACCCCAGAUCGUUCUCAGCAGAGGAACAUGAGGAGUGUAUAGUUUCAGUAAUCAAAUAUGGCCUCCUGUGCUCAAAGGAAUCACCAGAGGAGCGAUUGGAGAUGACAGAGGUUGCCAAGGAAAUGGUGGCAAUAAGGGAUAAGUUUCUCAAAGGACUGAAUCCAUGA
This is a messenger RNA of Elaeis guineensis (African oil palm), 2797 nucleotides long. Lineage: Eukaryota; Viridiplantae; Streptophyta; Magnoliopsida; Arecales; Arecaceae. The record is from RefSeq and is a predicted model, not a curated record.